AGAAAAAUGAAAGAUUUUACUAAAUUUGUACUUUGUGCUUUGGGCGGAACAAUUUUUGGUCUUCUAUACAAAUUGAAUAGGGAAAAAAUUAACAAAAACUAAAUUGAAUUAGAAAUUCUUAAAAGUUAGAAGAUUGUUAAUGUGUCGCAAUUAAAGUAUAUCAUUUAAAUUUUUAAGGGAUUCAUUUUCCAUUACAGAUGAUAAUCAAUUAAGUUUGUUUGUCGAAGGAUAGAUAGGAUAAAACCAAGAAUUAUUAAAAAGUACAAAUAGCAAACAUGCUGGUGUCUUAAUUAAGAGAUCAAAAUAUGAGUUAGAAACUAUAGAAAAUAAUGGUAGAAGUGCCUAAUAAAGAAGAUUAAUUAGCACAACCUCAGAUAGUGCAUCAUCAUUUAAUUUAUAAUCAUAACAAAACUCAAAAGAGAAUUUACUCAUCAACAACUUCUAAGAGACAAUCAUUUUACCAAAAGUCUUAAAACAUCAAAGAACUGAUCAAAUAUUAAGCCCUCCUGAAGUCAGAACAAAUAUGAGAGAACCUAAAACGUAAAUCUUAUGAGAUAAUUAGGGAUGAAGAAAUCGCAGAGUUUAAGGAGGGAAAAAUUAAAAAGUUUAUAACUACUAUUUCAAAAAUUGGAGUGAUAAUAGAAGAAGACAUUCUUUGUGAAGGAACUUUCAUGUGUGUUUAUGGAAAUGUUAUUUUUAAUAGAACUUAAAAUAGUUUUAGAAUAACAGCACCUAAAUUUUUUGCCAUCAGCAAAGAUCAAAUAAUUGGAUAUUUUGAAGCCGACUAAAAUACAUUAAAAAUUUUGUAGGUUUUAAUGGCCAUUGGAGGAAUAGUAAUAAUUAAAUCAUAUCUAGACUUUUUCUAUCUUUGCUUUAAAAUAUUUAUAUAAGACUUUGUUUACUAAUGAAAAAAAAUAGAAAAUUGAGGUCGAAACAAAAACAAGUCAAUGA
Molecule: messenger RNA, 951 nt
Organism: Paramecium octaurelia
Lineage: Eukaryota; Ciliophora; Oligohymenophorea; Peniculida; Parameciidae
Source: the annotation of a GenBank genome assembly